AUGACACCACCGGAGUUCUAUCCGUCGCCGCCCCCAUCGCAGCAAGAAACGGAGGAAGCUAGUAGUGGUAGUGGUAGUGCUGCCGCCCGCAGCCAAGACGACUUGCCGCCCGCUCGGAAGAAGCGUCGGGUGGCCGCCCCUAAGGAACGCUGCACUCAGCAUCUUGACCUAUCGUCUGGCGCCUCCCUCUCCUAUGAUCAGCAGCAGUCGCAGAUCGAUUAUCUCGUCAAGACUCUCCGCCGUCAUCGCAAAAUUGUCGUCAUUGCCGGUGCUGGCAUUUCCACGUCUGCAGGAAUUCCCGAUUUUCGCUCCAGCGAUGGUCUCUUCAAAACUCUUCAAAAGAAACACAACCUCAAAGCGUCGGGAAAGCUCCUCUUCGAUGCUGCGGUGUAUCAGGAUGAAACCUUGACCGCUUCUUUCCAGGACAUGGUCCGGUCGCUGUCGGAGGAGGCUGCCAACACCUCCCCGACCGCGUUCCACCACAUGCUGGCUCGUUUGGGCCAGGAAAACCGCCUGACGCGCCUCUACACUCAGAACAUUGAUGGGAUUGAGACAUCAAUGCCCCCGCUGGCCACCCAGAUUCCUCUUAAUGUCAAAGCGCCAUGGCCGCGCACCAUCCAAUUGCACGGCAGUCUCGAGAAAAUGGUGUGUCAGAAGUGCCGCCAUUUGAGCAACUUUGAUGGGAGUUUGUUCGAUCGGCCGGAUGCCCCUGAGUGUCCCGAGUGCGUCAUCAACAACCAAUUCCGCAUGGACACGGGCCAGCGAAGUCACGGGAUCGGCAAGAUGCGACCGCGCCUCGUCCUCUACAACGAACACAACCCGGAUGAAGAAGCCAUCACCUCCGUCAUGAAUGCAGACAUUCGCUCUCGCCCGGAUGCUUUGAUUGUGGUGGGCACGAGUUUGAAAAUCCCCGGUGUCCGUCGCCUAGUAAAGAGCCUGUGCUCGGUGAUUCGAAGUCGUCGCAACGGUGUGACCAUGUGGAUCAAUAACGAACCCCCCAGUGGGAAAGAAUUCGAGGACUGCUGGGAUCUGAUGGUCAAGGGGGACUGCGAAGAAGUCGCUCGGCUCGCAGGGCUCAAGCGCUGGGAUGCUCCAGAGGAGGUAUUUGAUGAAUGCAAUCUGUCCGAGGCCGAGCGGGUGAAAAAUGAGCAAGGAGAAGUCGAGAUUGUCAUCCAGACGCCCCGGAAGAAGCAGCGCACACCGACUGGGUUUCUUACUCCGUCUUCCAGCCAUGACGAGGAGAUUUCGAAGGACUUGUCCGAGGCACUAUCCAUAUCCGCGUGUCCCAAUCCCGCUAGCCGCGGACGCAGUCUUCAGGACGUCCUCCAAGCCUCCAAGACCAACGGCACGAGGAAGGCUGCGCCCAAGAAAACUGUGCCGAAGAAGCGGACGAGGAAGACAGAGCCGGCCAAGAAUUCGAAGAUCAACAACUUCGGAAAAGUCACUAAGGCGCAGAAGGUCCCGGCCGACGGCGACAAGGCUGUCAAGUUGGAGAAGGAAGACAGCAAGCCGAUGGUUCCCCUGCCUCCGGGCGCUGCGCGCAACAAUGGCCCGAUGGUUCCUCAGCUGGUGGGCAAGGGCGAAUCGACGCCUCCUCGGAGCACCAGCCGAUGGCAACAGCCGGAGACCAUCUCGCCGAAAUCGGUUCCCAAUGGGAUGAGCAGCCUUCUCAACGAGCCGGCUGCGUAA
Messenger RNA from Aspergillus fijiensis CBS 313.89, 1689 nucleotides. RefSeq names its product putative SIR2 family histone deacetylase (Hst4). The record is from RefSeq and is a predicted model, not a curated record. Gene Ontology annotation, molecular function: NAD+ binding; histone deacetylase activity, NAD-dependent. The transcript is spliced from 2 exons. Lineage: Eukaryota; Fungi; Ascomycota; Eurotiomycetes; Eurotiales; Aspergillaceae. Gene Ontology annotation, biological process: negative regulation of transcription by RNA polymerase II; replication-born double-strand break repair via sister chromatid exchange; regulation of DNA repair. Gene Ontology annotation, cellular component: mating-type region heterochromatin. The coding region runs from base 1 to 1689 and encodes 562 amino acids.